Molecule: messenger RNA, 1157 nt
Organism: Dermacentor albipictus
Lineage: Eukaryota; Metazoa; Arthropoda; Arachnida; Ixodida; Ixodidae
Product: venom peptide isomerase heavy chain-like
Biological process (GO): proteolysis
Molecular function (GO): serine-type endopeptidase activity
Source: RefSeq, a predicted model, not a curated record
GACGUCUGCGAUUUAAAGAGCAUCAGACCGGGCGUUGUUAUUUCCAGCCAUUCUGCGCCUAGCUGCUGCCUAGUUCCAGUGCGAACGCUUUUGAACCUCGCUCCACGUCAGUAUCUGACAGCGAAUAUUCCGACCACCUAUGGUAUCCGGAAAACGAAGAAUUAAAAACGCGGCGAAAAUAGUUCAAGCGUUCUGGAUCCUUAUCUACACACAGAACCAGGUCGCUUCUGAUGACAUCAAUAAUAAAGGUUGCGGCAUAUUUUCCUCCUCUGGAAGAAUUGUUGGUGGCCAUCUCGUACAUAGGAAGGACCAAGUACCAUGGGUUGUGCAAUUAGGUUUGCCUUCCAUGUACAACGCAACCUACAACGCCAGCAAGUUUUGUGGAGGAAGUAUCAUUUCCGCUCGCUUUGUACUCACUGCGAGCCAUUGCAUUGCCAAGCGGCGGAUCUACCUUGACGGAGCCGUAAUUAUCUACAACAGCACUGAAAAACUUCGAGGCUCAAGAGUUGGCAUUGCCGCCUUAUUCAGCCAUCCUUCAUACAUUCCUGGAGAACUUGGUCAUGACAUCGCGUUGGCAAAGACAACCGAACCGUUUAAGUUCGACAGAUUUGUAAGACCGGUUUGCUUACCAUGGAAACAAAGCAACCUUGCGGGAAGAAAAGCUGCAAUUUCUGGCUGGGGGAGACUGUCCGCACGCAACAAGAGUGGCUUGGACUUGCUUCGCAUCACCCAGAUGAUACUUCCUUACAACCGUUGUAAGGAAAGCUUCAGCAAAGAAGAGCUUGCCAAAAGGCUAACCCGGGACGACGUGUUGUGCGCGAGAAGAAAGGGAAAAGGAAUAUGCAAGGGAGAUUCCGGCGGGCCACUCACCGUCCUCGGCAAAGGCGGCAAAGCGGUUCAAGUGGGCGUCGCCGCUUUCGCCUACGGCUGCGCCCAUCCGACCAAGGCGGAUUUCUACACGCGCGUCUCGACGUACGUUCCUUGGAUAAGAGAGCAGCUGGCAGCGUCUGAGGAAAGCGGCAGCUAGGAAGCCAACGCAGAGCGGAGAGGAAACACAAGAGUCAUCAUCAGGUUGCAAUUAAUAACGAAAUGGAAUGUGCACAAGAUUUUAGUUUGUCUUUAUUUUUUUUUACCAAAUAAAUGUGACGAAAAUGUGA